UAAGUUGCUCAGAAUCUCCAAAAAUGUUGCCACACCCAUGGAUCCUUCAAAAAUACACUAUUUUUGGAGAAUCCGACACAUGCAUUGACAUUUUUGAAUAGCCCGAGCAACAUAGCUAGGCACAGUACCUAUGUUGCAUCAAUCUGAUCAAAAAAUAGAUGAGAUCAUGACCGGGCAACUAUUUCGUAGAAAUUAAAAAUAAGCAGAUUCUUCCAGCUACCCAACUUAGUAAAGAGCGUCAACACUUUCAUCACAUAAUUGAUUUGGGCUUUGCACUACUUGUCUUUAACAUAAAACAAAUAACUGGCUGUGCGCGCAAACUGGCCCAGACAUCACGGUUAUCAAAAAAUAAAGCUCAGCUCCUGUUUACCAACACUGUUCAUGUCGUUCGAGUUAGACACACAAUCCACAAUUACAGUAUAAUAUAGUUUGGUAUCUCUAGAUAAGGCAUAUUUUUGUUUCAAGAUACCAUAAUGGAGCUGAGAUGCUUUUCCAGAAACCAACAAAGUCUACAGCACAAGAAGAUUAUAUAAAUUCCUUCUACUUCUAAGCUCAUUAUUACCUUCGUAUCUUCAAUCAUGAACAUUAUUAUAGUAACGAUUUUCCUAGUACUACUCCCGGUAUUCCUCCUCCUUGUUCGGAGGAGAGGAUCAUCGAAGAGGAUUCCACCAGGAUCCCUUGGAUUUCCAAUCAUCGGUCAAAGCCUCGGGAUGCUAAGGGCAAUGAGAGCCAACACAGCAGAGAAAUGGCUUGAAGAAAGAGUCCAAAAAUAUGGCCCUAUUUCGAAGCUAAACCUAUUUGGCAAACCCACAGUAUUCAUUUAUGGACAGGCUGCUAACAAGUUUGUAUUUACCAGUGAUGACUCUGUCCUUACUAACCAGCAGCCACAAUCAGUUAAGAUGAUUCUGGGUGAUCGUUGCCUUGGGGAACUCAAUAGCGAAGAUCAUAAACGGGUUAGAGAUGCCUUGGUAUCAUUCCUAAAGCCAGAUAGUCUGAAGUGCUAUGUUGAAAAGCUGGAAGAAGAAGUCAGAAUCCACCUUGAGACUUACUGGAAAGACAAGCAAAUAAUUAAGGUAUUACCUUUGAUGAAGAGACUAACCUUCAACAUUAUUUGCUCUCUCCUUUUUGGGCUUGAUCGUGGAUCUCGAAGAGACCAAAUGGUUCAAUAUUUCCAGCAGAUGAUAGAUGGGAUCUGGUCAAUCCCUAUAAACUUGCCCUUUACGCGAUUCAAUCGCAGCCUCAAGGCAAGCAAAGAAGUUCAAAAGAUGCUGAAACAACUUAUUUCAGAGAAGCGAUAUGAGUUUGAGAACAACUUAGCUUCAUCUCGCCAGGACCUCAUCACCUGUUUGCUCAGCAUCCGUGGAGAGAACAACCAAGAACUCAUGUCUGAAAAUGAAAUCAUUCAUAAUGUCAUGCUCAUCAUGGUUGCAGGACAUGACACUUCAUCCAUCUUGAUAACUUUCAUGAUAAGACUUUUAGCAAACAAUCAGAACAUCCAUGCAGCUGUCCUUAAAGAACAAGAAGAGAUAGCAAAGAGCAAGUCAUCUGGAGAGUCCCUAACUUGGGAAGACCUUGGCAAGAUGAAGUACACCUGGAGAGUGGCAAUGGAGACACUGAGAAUGUUCCCUCCCGUUUUCGGAGGCUUCAGACAGACUGUAAAAGACAUCGAGUAUGGGGGUUACCUCAUACCAAAAGGAUGGAAAAUAUUCUGGGUAACUGCUAAAACACACAUGGAUAGCAACAUUUUCCAAGAACCAGAGAAGUUUGAUCCAGCACGCUUUGAGGAUACAUCAUCUUUGCCUCCUUACAACUUUGUUCCAUUUGGAGGGGGAGCUCGUAUAUGUCCUGGAUACGAGUUGGCAAAGAUCGAAACUUUGGUCACAAUCCAUUACCUAGUAACACAUUUCACAUGGAAGCUUUGUUGUACAGACGAUUCCUUCAGCAGGGACCCAACGCUAGUACCAACUCAAGGACUUCCCAUUCAAAUAACUCCCAGAAAAUCUCUAUAAUUUAAUUUCAGUCAUACAUGUUACUCCAGGAAGCAAAUAUAUGAUGCAAGAAUAAAGCAAUGGCUUGUGUGGCUGUACCUAGCCAUUAAAGUCGCAAGGAGUUGAAGGUUUUUGUCAGUCUCUCAGCUGUUAGUUAGCACUUAUGUCUGUCUGUUUCUGGGAAUUGGACACUUUUGGUCCUCUUAUUCUUCCUCAUUAUCACAUACUAGAUACAGAAAUAGCUUAACCUUCAAGGUUUCUUUUUCCUUUUUAUCAUAUGCUGCACUGUUCCAUUACUGAGUUUUCAAUAUGGCAUCAGAUUACUCCCUUUAUUAUGAUGUACUAGUUCUUGAAUACGUGUAUUGCACAUGUAUCCCAUAUUAAUAUGUACAUCUUUCUUAAAUGAUAUAAAACAAUAUUAAAAUAAGUCUCAA
Molecule: messenger RNA, 2422 nt
Organism: Capsicum annuum
Lineage: Eukaryota; Viridiplantae; Streptophyta; Magnoliopsida; Solanales; Solanaceae
Product: cytochrome P450 716B1
Exons: 4
Coding region: 579-2009 (476 amino acids)
Biological process (GO): sterol metabolic process
Molecular function (GO): iron ion binding; monooxygenase activity; heme binding
Source: RefSeq, a predicted model, not a curated record